CGUCGUCGAAGAAUCCAGUAAAUAGAACCCCGGAGCACGAGCCGAGUGUCGUUGCUGACGUCACGGCCGUACGUUGAGAGCUGGAGCUGAGUUGUAAGCGCGAGCUCAGACGGAGGCGCGCCGAGGGAACAGCUACAGCUAUGGUGCUCUGUUCUUCUUCGUGAGGACGAAAUCAGCCACUUUUAUUCUCGUUGACGUAUUUUUCCGUCUUCUCUGCGACGUAAACAAGCUGUCGGACAUUUUGAAAUCGCUUCGGGGAUACAAUAUGUCCUCCACGGCGGUCGCUGCCUCCAGAAGGCAGUCCUGUUAUUUAUGCGACUUGCCCCGCAUGCCGUGGGCGAUGAUCUGGGAUUUUACCGAACCCGUCUGCCGUGGAUGUGUGAACUACGAAGGUGCCGACCGGAUUGAAUUCGUUAUCGAGACUGCCAGGCAGCUAAAGAGAGCACACGGCUUUCAGGACGGCCGCUCUCCGGGCCCGGGGAAACCCCAGCACGCCGGGAAAGAGAUCAAUCACUCGGUUGGAGACCCGGGCUCCCGUCCCCCUCAACCUCUGGAUCGUUAUCCGCUGUCAGACAGGCCGCCGCGGCUGGGCCCGGAGUACCAGGCGGGCAGGCAGUCGAACGGCCUCCCGAUGCCCAACGGAUUUCCCAAACCCGACGAGCCCCCUGAGCUAAACCGCCAAAGCCCCAACCCCCGCAGGACUAGCACGGUUCCUCCCAGCUUGGUGCCUUUGGUAAACGGCGGGAUACCUGCCAUACAUCCGCUCAGCGGCCGCCCGACACAGAUCGGUCUGACCGGCGCUCUGAUCGCGCCUGUCCCCGGGGAGCACGGCAAGCGCCCGGAGGAGCUGAAAGACAAGCACCGGGCGGACAGCAUGUCGGACAUGUCGGACAGCCACAAGGACUGGAUAAACAAAGGCAAAACUGUCAGGGACCUGAUGCUGCACACGUUCGACGGCAGGGUAAAGAAGGACCACACCGCCAUGCAGCGGGUCAUGGCGUACGAAAUGAGUGGCACUUCCUCAAAAACAGACAGGGGGAAGCACCCUCGGCCUGGGAAGAGGAAGGCCUCCCCUGAGCCAGAUGGUGAGAGCAGUGCCCCCAAGAUGAAUGGCAGUGAGGGCCAGCCAUGGCUCCCCUCACCCUCUGAAGUCCUGAAGAUGCCCCCAGCUGCCCUACCAGGCUUCUCUGCGGCGCCUCCAUCAACCAUCUCCCCCCACUCCCGCACCACACCGCCUGAGGCUGCCACAGCGCAGAAUGGCCAGUCCCCCAUGACUGCACUCAUCCUCGCCACUGACAACGCAGGCAGCACCGGCUCACCUAAGGACGGCAGCCAGGUACAUUCCACCGUGGCGGGGGCACGACGGAACAGCGGGAGCCCCCUCUCACCCUCACAGAGGAGGCUGGCCCAGAGAGAGGGGCCCGUGAGCGCCAACCCCUCCGCUCCGCAUGGUCCCGGCAGUAUGGAGCCACCGCCGCAGAGCAUUCCGGAUUCCUCUGUGCCACCGAGCAGCAUGCCGCUGUGUUGCACUCUGUGCCAUGAGCGGCUAGAGGACACUCAUUUUGUCCAGUGCCCUUCAGUGCCCUCUCACAAGUUCUGUUUCCCCUGCUCCCGGGAGAGCAUCAAGCAGCAGGGGGCCACCGGCGAGGUGUACUGUCCCAGUGGUGAAAGGUGCCCGCUGGUUGGCUCCAAUGUACCCUGGGCCUUCAUGCAGGGGGAAAUAACCACCAUAUUGGCCGGAGAUAUAAAGGUAAAAAAGGAGCGGGACCCUUAAAAAGUUCUCAGACUGCUUCUCGUGAACUUUUUUCCCUCUUGUAACCCAAGUAUGGCAACAACAGCAGGACAUAAAGUAACAGACGCAGCUCACCCAGCAAACCUCAGAGGAGCUGGCAGACAUGUACAUAGUGAACGCAGGGGAGUGUAUACUUCAUAAAUGUGGCAGUAAAAUUUGACUUUUUUCUUUAAUACAUUGUUUCUUACUGUGUUUCCAGUAAGACUUUUCCUUUUUCCCACCACAGCUGUUUCUUCUCAGUCUGUCGUUGUACUUUAGGUCUGCAGACAGUCCCUGUCGAGCAUAGAAUGUGACUAAUUUGAGCACUUGGCAAAAUCCUUUAAUAAAUGAAACAAAAAAUGCUUCUAGCUGUACAUGUAUGCACUUGUUUAAGAAAAAAACUUGCCAAAUACAGUUUCAGACCUUGUAAUAAUACCCCCAGUGUCUCUGUGGUUUGCUUAUUUUCCAUAAUCCUGGAGUUGGUCGGAGAGUCAUGGCCUGAUUGUGAAUCAGUCAUGAUGCAAUCCCUCCCAGCAGGAACAAACUGGCUUCCAGGGAACAGUGGGUGGAAGGGGAAAAGUCAGGGAGCGAGGGAGAUGGAAGAGGGGGGAUGAAGGCCGCAGUAGAAGUGCGUUGCAUAAAUGUACUGUAAAUCGCACGUGGGCGAGCCGAGGCUGCUCGGCGCUGAGGCCUCGUGCCCUGUGAGUGCGGGGGGAGAUAAGGAGGGCCUAAAAAUAGUCACUGUGGCUUCAAAGUGACGCCUGCUCAGGCGUUUGUUGAUGUCAAAACAACUGCCUCAUAUGUCCUGUUUGGGCACUUUGUUUGGAUCUAGAGGUUUUCUCUUUGCUUCUCCCUCAUCGACCCAAAUCAGCCUGACAUCUCGUCAGAUGCUGGCAGCAGAUCAGAGCUGUUGCUGACUGAAUACACGCCCUGAUUCCAAUGAAAGCACAUGGGAGACGUGAGGUCAUGAGCGGCGGAGGCCCACAGGGACUGUUAGCGCAGGAACUGAGCGAUCAGCCCUUUGCUUUCCUCCUCCUUUCCCUUCUCUCUCCUCAUGUUACACCCUCUGUCACGCUGUCAGGAUGACGGAAAUACCUCAGGGCUCUCUUUUCUGAUUCAGACAGGCUUCGUUCUCCACAACAAAGCGGCUUCAUCAGACAAAAUGGCUCCUGUCAGAGCGGAUUUGGACGAGCCUUAAAUCCCCCCCACGCUCUCGCCCCCGUGUCAGCCACGUUUAUUUGGCUUAUUUGCUUUGCUUUUACUUCAAACCUAAACGUGUAUAUCAAAGUGUCGUCUGUGGAUAUUCUCUCGCUGUCACGUUUGACUGCUUUGACUUCAGGAAGAAAAUAAGGAGGGGGCCCUGCUUCAGAGUAAGGGGGUGGGAGUAAAUGCCUUGCUGAGGGGUCACGUGCUCCUUAGUGGAAUUCCUGAGUCACUGUCCUCCCUCCCUCCUCUUCUAAUGUCUCCUCCCCCCUCUCUACUGCAGUAACACGGCUUCCACUUUUCAAGGCUGCUGAGCGCACAGACAGCAGAUGAAUGGGGCCUGUAUGUGUUUAUGCCAGGACACCAUCCAGAGAGGAAAACGUUAACCCUUUCCCAGCUUUCUCCCUCCACAGACAACACAUUUAAAAGGAAAGCCGUUUCCUUCCUGGUGGAGCUGUAUCUGCACUGGAGAGCUGGAGGGGAGGCUGUUCUUUCAAACUGUACUGAUUUUGAAAAUUUUUCAGGAAAUUUUAUAUCAUAAACAUCUAUAACUUGUCAGUCCAGGUCAGCAGACUAGUAGGUCAGUGGUGGGUUUGGUUAUGCAAUGGCGCUUUUCCUUGAAUGAAAUUCCUCUUACUUUGCAAUCAGCAGUAGACAGGCCUUUACACUCCUGUAAAUCUGUCACUGGGACACACAGACAGCCUCUUAGGUCUAACAGAGUUCAUAUGAGUCACAGUUAUUUGAUACUUGGUGGUAAUAAGGAACAUCAAGCUUCUGCAUCACUCCCAUGUGUA
Oreochromis niloticus (Nile tilapia) is the source of this 3768-nucleotide messenger RNA. It is a transcript of the gene irf2bp2b, whose product is annotated as interferon regulatory factor 2 binding protein 2b. Bases 266 to 1774 code for a protein of 502 amino acids. The transcript is spliced from 2 exons. Gene Ontology annotation, cellular component: nucleus. Lineage: Eukaryota; Metazoa; Chordata; Actinopteri; Cichliformes; Cichlidae. The record is from RefSeq and is a predicted model, not a curated record. Gene Ontology annotation, biological process: regulation of transcription by RNA polymerase II. Gene Ontology annotation, molecular function: transcription corepressor activity.